UGGCGAUUACAGGUCUGAGCUUCAAAGCCGGUUACAAACCUUACUAAUUGCAGCCUGGGGGAGCUGGUCGAGCAGGCCAAGCUUCCUCAAGUGGGCAAGUCAGGCUGCGGGGCCAUAGUGGGGUUGACAUUUGCAGUUUGAGGCGAGGCUGCUGGAGCUAGGGUUCCUGCGGGAUCAACCAGGGAAAGGAGCCACCUCUGGUGGCUGGUGGCAGUCCUCCCUGCUCCUGGAGCCCACGCCUCCCCGGAUCUGGCCCGCGUCAGCCAAGUCAGGUGGAAAUCUCCCCAUUCAAACCAGCGCGGGCCAAUCAGGGGCUGGCGCGCCCGGCCGUUCCAACGCGCGGAGCGGCCGGGGCCCCGGAUCCCGCCCGGGAGACGCAGGCGAAUGCAGAACAACUGAGCCUGCUGCCUGGGUUACCUGCACCCACAUAACCACCGCCUGGGGACAGGCCCUCCUGUCCUGGCCACAACAGGGACGCUAUGGAGCGCUCCCUGCACCGCGUCUCCCUCGGGAGCCGGCGCGCCCACCCGAACUUGUCCUUCUAUCUCACCACCUUUGGUCAGCUGAAACUGUCCAUUGAUGCCCAGGAUCGGGUUCUGCUGCUGCACAUUAUAGAAGGUAAAGGCCUGAUGAGCAAGGAGCCCGGCAUCUGUGAUCCCUAUGUAAAGAUUUCUUUGAUCCCGGAAGACAGCCAGCUAUGCUGCCAGACGACUCAGAUCAUUCCAGACUGCAGAGACCCAGCUUUCCACGAGCACUUCUUCUUUCCUGUCCCAGAGGAGGGUGAUCAGAAGCGUCUUCUGGUGACAGUGUGGAACCGGGCCAGUGAGACCAGGGAGCAUACGCUCAUUGGCUGCAUGAGCUUCGGGGUGAGGUCUCUCUUGACGCCUGAUAAGGAGAUCAGUGGCUGGUACUAUCUACUAGGGGAGGACCUGGGUCGGACCAAGCACCUCAAGGUGGCUAGGCGACGGCUCCAGCCCCUGAGAGACAUGCUGUUGAGAAUGCCAGGAGAGGGGGACCCUGAGAAUGGGGAGAAACUCCAGAUCACCAUCCGGAGGGGCAAAGACGGCUUUGGCUUCACCAUCUGCUGUGACUCUCCGGUCCGGGUCCAGGCUGUGGAUUCUGGGGGCCCAGCAGAGAGGGCGGGGCUGCAGCAGCUGGACACAGUGCUACAACUGAAUGAGAGGCCCGUGGAGCACUGGAAAUGUGUGGAGCUGGCACACGAGAUCCGGAGCUGUCCUAGCGAGAUCAUCCUACUCGUGUGGCGUGUGGUCCCCCAGAUCAAGCCAGGGCCAGAUGGCGGAGUCUUGCGGCGGGCCUCCUGCAAGUCCACACAUGACCUUCUGUCACCCCCCAACAAGAGGGAGAAGAACUGUACUCAUGGGGCCCCAGUGCGUCCAGAGCAGCGCCACAGCUGCCACCUGGUGUGUGACAGCUCUGAGGGUCUACUGCUUGGUGGCUGGGAGCGCUACACUGAGGUGGGCAAGCGCGGCGGCCAGCAUACCCUGCCUGCACUGUCCCGGGCCACCACUCCUACUGACCCCAACUACAUCAUCCUGGCCCCACUGAAUCCUGGAAGCCAGUUGCUGCGGCCAGUGUACCAGGAGGAUGCCAUCCCUGAAGAACCGGGGACUACUACUAAGGGGAAAUCGUACACCGGCCUGGGCAAGAAGUCUCGGCUCAUGAAGACAGUGCAAACCAUGAAGGGCCAUAGCAACUACCAAGAUUGCUCUGCCCUGAGACCACACGUCCCACAUUCAAGUUACGGCACCUAUGUCACCUUGGCCCCCAAAGUUCUGGUAUUCCCUGUCUUUGUGCAGCCCCUAGAUCUCUGUAACCCUGCCCGGACUCUCCUGCUAUCAGAAGAGCUGCUGCUGUACGAGGGGAGGAACAAGACUUCCCAGGUGACACUGUUUGCCUACUCGGACCUGCUGCUGUUCACUAAGGAGGAGGAGCCAGGCCGCUGCGAUGUCCUGAGAAAUCCCCUCUACCUCCAGAGCGUGAAGCUACAGGAGGGUUCUUCAGAAGACUUGAAAUUCUGUGUCCUGUACCUGGCAGAGAAGGCAGAGUGCUUAUUCACUUUGGAGGCUCACUCGCAGGAGCAGAAGAAGAGAGUGUGCUGGUGCCUGUCAGAGAACAUCGCCAAGCAGCAACAGCUGGCAACAACGCCUACAGAGAGGAAGAAACUUCACCCUUACGGCUCUCUCCAGCAGGAGAUGGGGCCAGUCACCUCCAUCAAUGCCACCCAGGAUAGAAGCUUUACCUCAUCAGGACAGACUCUGAUUGGCUGAGCAAGCCCAAGGGCGGGACUAUGCUUCUGGCAACUUUGGGGCUUCCCCUAUUACACAGUAACCUCAUCUCAACUGGACCCAAAACAGAAGACCAAGAUGGUGGGCCUAGGGUCAUCUGGAGGGAGUGGUCCUAAGGGUGUGUAUGGACCUGGCAACAGGAGGAACAGUGGUAUAAGGGACCCUGUGGGUUUGUGCAGACUGGUACCAGGAAGUUCUGGAUGGAGAAGACUGCAAAGCGAGCUCCCUUCAGGAGCCUGUGCCUAGGCACCUUCCUGGGCACAGCAGGAAAGAGGGAGAGGGCACUCGAAUGGAAGAUGGUGCCUGUGAUCCAUUCCUGUCGGAAGACAUCUUCCCUUCCCACUCCUAUCUCAAAUGGACACAUUUACUUCCUCAGUCAGCAGGUACUGGGGGACAUCUCCUUUGUGCCAGGAUAUGUGCUAGAGGAUACUGUGCUCCCAUCAAGAUCCCAGCCCUCCCCAGUCCCCACAGGCAGAGGACACCAAAUAAAUCAACACUGAUGCAUGACCACGCACACGCAAGGCAAGCGUCUGUACCGCAACAUCACAGAUGUCUUCAGACGGGACAUUAUAUCUGGUCGCUAUGUGUGGGGUGUGAAGGGGGAACGAUACAGCUUGAGCUGAGGCCUAGGAGCUGGAAAGGAGCUAGCCAGCCAAGGACUUUGGAGAGAGCAUCCCAGGCAGUGGAAAAAGCACAGGACAAGAGGAGGAGGAGGGAGCAUGGUGUGCCGAGGAACAGGGAGGGGGAGGCUGUUCCAGCUGCAGCUUUGUGAGGAGGAGGAUAAGGCCAGGCCACACUAUUCAGGAUGUAGACGGUGACUGCUUUGUGCAUUCCUACCUACAGUAUGGAGCCGCCAAAGGAUGGCUUGAGGAAGGGUGUCACAGACUCCUCCUCCGGUGCAUAUCUACUACAUCAGAUUGCAGUUAGGAGGGGGCCCAUGUGGCUGAGAGACUGGUUAAGUAGGGCUCCCCUUCAGGCCUCCAGAAUAGGGGAUGAUGGUGACUUGUUCUAGAGGGUAGAGAUGGUAGGGAUGGUAGGGAUUGGAAAAGUAGGCUCUUGGGUAAGGAGUGAUGAUUGGUCACCCUAGUGUUCCACUGGGUCUUGCUAUCCGCUGGUGUGAGGACUCCUGGGGACUCCUCUGCUCAGGCCAGAGCUUGAGCCAGUGUUGAGCUUUUGGGAAUGUCUACGAGCACCAGAACAGUAAAGCUUAAUUUUCCCAAGAUGGGAAAGUUCACAUUUCCCCUGCUUCCUGGCUCUGUAGAGGUCACCUGUAUUUGUUCUACUGUUCAUUUCAAGGGAAGGAAGCUGGGGCCUCGCACUCUAAGAACUCCCGUUUUUUAUUUCUCUUUUUGUAGGGCUUCUGAGGGCUAGGGACUGGUGGGCAGGGCCAGGUGUAGCUUAGCAACCUUCCUGAGACAAGGUGAAAGGAAUCCUGCCCAGGCCCAGUGAUGAGAGCUGGGCCCACUCCCAUCCACCCAGCUGGGGCUCUGGGCUAGAUAGCUCACUCUUUUCUAACUGUAGAGAGCCAGCAGGUCAGAAUCUCAAGGCUGUGGAUCAGAGCAACGAGGGUCAUAUGCUAGAGAAUAUUUGUAGGAUUAGGUACUGAGGGCUCAGAGACAGAAAGCUGCAGUGAUGGCUAAGGCCAGAGAAGCCCAGACCUUAGUCAUAAGGACCUUAAGGAAGAUUCUCGUGCUCUUUUGAGUUUGCUAAACUGCCAGAGACACCUGAACCCCUAAAUGGUAGCCCAGGAGAGAGUAUGUCCCUUAUUUUCCGUUUCUCUUCCUUCUAACAUUGGAAAAGUGAGCAAUGCUAAGUUACCGAUCUGACAGGGAAUGGGGUGAAUCUGCAGGAAUCAGGCUAACGCCUAGCCCAGCGAGGAAAGACUGGCUUGGUUCCAGGGUUGUAUAGUACCACACUGCCAGCCAAUGACCAUUCCAUAGGGUGAAUCCGAACAGCCAGGUCUGCGCACACUACACCUUGAUUUCAUGAUUCUCUCACCUAAUAAUUGUGAGGUCAUGAAGCACAGGAGAACCACCUGCGUGGGAAAUCAUCAAUCUCUUCUCGCCUGGGUCUGGGGACCAACCUCUGUCCGACAGAUGGAUACAGAAGACAAGAAGAGCUCAGAAAAACGGAGGAUCUGAACCUAUCACCCAUCCCUGCAGAUGGGCCUGUUCUCCCUGUAAGCUCCUCCUGAGUAGAAUAGAUUCUCCUGUCAAGCUCCCAGGCCUGCUGGCUGACUGGGAAGAGGAAGGUACUCCUGGCAGGCCCUGGGCUAGCUUGUCCAGUGACUGUGGUGAGCCACGGCACCAUGGCCAUCUUGCUUCAUGAAUCAAUGCGACAAUUAAUUUGGUGUUAUGGGCCUGAGAAGAUGAACUGUGACCUGGUGGCCUCCACUCUUCAGUCCAUCCCAGCUGUUCAAGAGGACGGACAGCUCUCCACGUGGCCUCUGAGAGUCAUAAUCACGGGAAACACGGCCGGGCUCCUCCCUGCCACAUAAAUCAUGCUAAGAAGCACACAAUGACUUCUUUCCUGAUGGGCUACUUGUCUUGGGUGGUGUCUCUGGCCCAAGAGCUGGGAGGUUGGGAGCACAACCACUUUAUUGUUGAAAAGCCAUCUGUGAGAUUUGAAUACAAAGUGCCUCUUUUUAGUCUUCUA
Molecule: messenger RNA, 4961 nt
Organism: Mastomys coucha (southern multimammate mouse)
Lineage: Eukaryota; Metazoa; Chordata; Mammalia; Rodentia; Muridae
Gene: Rgs3
Product: regulator of G protein signaling 3
Exons: 18
Coding region: 480-2288 (602 amino acids)
Biological process (GO): signal transduction
Cellular component (GO): nucleus; plasma membrane
Molecular function (GO): protein binding
Source: RefSeq, a predicted model, not a curated record